AUGGCCCAGUACCACAACGCGGCCGCAUCCAACCUGAGCCCGACGACCUCCAACCCUCCGUCCACUGCCACCGCGAACGCUGCCGCUACCCCGGCGGGCCAGCCUCUGGGCCCCCAGCACAAACGCGUUUACCAAGCUUGCAUCCCGUGUCGUCGCAGAAAGGUCCGUUGCGAUCUGGGCAGCGUCGACAACCCCCACGAUCCCCCCUGCGUACGAUGCCGUCGCGAGAGCAAAGAAUGUUAUUUCAGCGCAACGAGGAGGAAGCGCAAGGCCGAGGACGGCGAGGAUCCCGAGCCCGAGGACGUCGACGACUACACAAUACGCAAUGGCCGUAAGCGCGUUCACGUCAGCGGCAGCCCCCCCGUCGCCAUCGACCGCCGCCUCUACAGCGAAGUGCCCUUGACCCCCGGAGGCUCCAUGGGUAGAAACCAACCUUUGCGCCGGCCUACUGACGGCGGCACCCCGAGCACCACGAGCCAGGCCGAUAGUCGUCACCGGAGCGACUACGUCCUCGACGACGAACCCAACGCCCAGCUCGAGAACCGCGAAGCCCAGGACCUCAUGCGCCCCGGCGUCUACGGACCCCACGACGCUCUGGAUCUGCUAUACAAGGCGGCUACGGAUAGGUCAGUCCAGCUCCGCCAUGCCCAAGUCGCGGCUGCUUACCACCCCCCGGCCCGCAGCCCUGUAACCAACAACCACAAGCGUCAUGAAAGUGUCGCUUCCAUACCCGCCAUGCCGCAGCAGCCCGUCACCGUCACGCCCGGUGCGACGUUGAAGCCCGUGAGCAGUAGUGGACGGCCAUCGGCCCCGGUUGCGCUUGAGCCGCAGCCCAUUGACCCGGCGUUGACGAGACAUGAUCUCUCUGGUGAGCCUGGUUACCCGGACGCCAUCAAGGCCUGGGGGAGGUUCAGAUUUGUCAGAGCCGGCUGGUUUUCCGCGCAAGAGGCUAUUGACUAUAUUGACUACUACUACGAAUACCUUUCACCGCUUACACCAAUCUCUCCACCAACUUUCCGCAACCCUGCAUCUCACAUCACCUUAUUGACGGAAGAACCCAUCCUCACCAUCACCCUUCUCACCAUCUCCUCGAGAUAUCGCAAAAUUCCCGGGACAGGUGGCCAAUGCCGGUCCAACGCAAUCCAUGAACAGCUCUGGACAUAUCUUCGGGGCAUGAUUGAGAGGUGUUUGUGGGGCCAAGAGGCAUUUGGGGGCGGUGUUGCAGCUAUGGCUGGCGCAUCAUCUGUCCCCGACGAUCAGACAAGCAGCACAGCGCCCUGGCGUGGAAUGAGAAAAGGCAGCCUGCGAACUUUGGGCACUAUCGAGUCACUGAUGAUUCUCACAGAGUGGCACCCUAGAGCGCUCCACUUUCCGCCAGCUGAGGCCAUCGACGAGCUCAUGCUUCCGUCAUACGAAGGCAGUGACAUGAUUAGCACAGACGAGCACGGUAACCAGCGACCGUCCGCUAACAUUGGCGGGAAGCGACUCGACAGCUGGCUUGAACCCGCCUGGAGGAGCGAUAGGAUGUGCUGGAUGCUUCUUAGUACCGCCAUGGGUCUCGCGUACGAGCUUGGCGUUUUUGACGACAUUGACGAGCUAUUGCGCGACGGUGCCAUCUCCCGCCCCGAGUACGAGGAAGAGGUGUACCGUCAAAGGGCGUACCGCAUCAAGCGCCUCCUGUUGAUCUACCUGUCCCAGCUCGCCGGUCGCCUCGGUUGGACAAGCAUGGUUCCCGAGACCCUCCGCAAGAGCGACCCAGCGGUAACUCGUCGACGCCCAACAUCCACAGAGGGCACAACGCCUGGGACCAACCCAUCAUCCAUGUCCAAUGCCUUCAACUACAUCCCGGACCUAGAGCUCGAUGACCAAAUAAUACACUGCUGGGCUGGCAUCAGCAACGCGAUGCACAUUGGCAACGAAAAGUUUUUCAAAUCACGCAAGCAUACCACCGACAUCAUCCAGAGCGGGAAGUACACAGAGAUGCUCAAAGACUUCCACCCGCUGCUCCAAGAUUGGUGGAAAGAAUUUGAGCGAUUCAGGCUACCCCCUUACAUCAGACACAUUCUGACCAUCGAGUACGAGUAUGUGCGCAUCUACGUCAACUCGCUAUCUUUACAAGCUGUCGUUGAACGGUGUACCAACAACGCCGGUCACACGGCUCAUGCGGGCCACGGUGCCCAUGGCAACCACAACGCUGGAAGCGCGGCACAGUUGUCCCCCCAGACGCAGAACUACUUUGGCAAGCUGCCUUUGGGCCAGCUGGGCGGCUUCGGCGCCAGCGAUCAGGAGUACAUUAAAGAGGUCAUCAGCGGCUGCCGCAACUUGCUCCGGACGGUCGUCGAGGGUCUCCUACCGGGCGACUAUCUCAAGCACGCCCCCGUGCGGACUUACUUCCGUAUCAUCAGCGGUGCCAUGUUCUUGCUCAAGACCUUUGCUCUGGGUGCCCCGCGGUCGGAUGUCAAGCUCAGCAUCGACUUGAUGGACGAGACUGUCAAGGCACUACGUAACUGCAUCGUUGACGACGUUCACCUUGGGAUUCGGUUUGCAGAUCUGCUCGACUCCUUGACAAGUCGGCUCCGAAAUCGGUUCAUCCAAGCCCCGGCUCUAGGACUCGGGUCUGCGGAUGGCCGGAGUCCAGACCCCCACGCCGUCACCAAUGGUUCCGCCGCUGCCAAUGGCCAGCUGGUCAACGGUUCAGAGGGUCAGUCGUGGGCGAACCACGCCUCGAAAUUACGGGAUGGACUCAACGCACAUGACGACCCCGACAACAUUUCCGCAACACCCUAUGACCUCAGCACAGGCACCUUCCCUUACCCCUCAGGCGCGGCCUCAGUCCUCGGCCCCUCCACGCCGGCACCGCCUCCUGAGAACGGCGGGACAGCAAACGCCAACAACAACAAUGUGCCGUCGUCCACGACGGGGGGCAUGGAGAGUCUCUUUGACUCGACGGAUUGGAACAACCCAAGCAACGAGAUGUGGUACCUUCCGCCCGGGCCGGCCUUUUUCCAGAACAUGGACAACACGGCCGUUGCUAUGACGGCUGAGGGCGUCAACGUCGGCGGUCUCGAUCUUCUCGAGUACAUGGCCAUGGAUACGGGGUUCCCCGUCCUAGACGGUCCUUCGUCGUUUCCCUGA
Messenger RNA from Colletotrichum orchidophilum, 3135 nucleotides. RefSeq lists its product as uncharacterized. Bases 1 to 3135 code for a protein of 1044 amino acids. Gene Ontology annotation, cellular component: nucleus. The record is from RefSeq and is a predicted model, not a curated record. Gene Ontology annotation, molecular function: DNA-binding transcription factor activity, RNA polymerase II-specific; zinc ion binding. The transcript is spliced from 3 exons. NCBI's taxonomy places the organism in Eukaryota, Fungi, Ascomycota, Sordariomycetes, Glomerellales, Glomerellaceae. Gene Ontology annotation, biological process: positive regulation of transcription by RNA polymerase II; aromatic amino acid catabolic process.